CUGGAGGGAGAAGGAUGGAUGAUGGGACCGAAUCAUCGGCUCUUAUUCUGGGUACCACCCGCUUCUCGAGAAACAUUUAGAUAUAAUCCUCAGACUGCAUUAUUGAUACCCAGACUCGGAGGUGAUGUUGAGCUUGACUUGAGCUGCAUGGCACAUGGCUCACGCUGGCAGCACUGCUAC
This is a messenger RNA of Suillus plorans, 180 nucleotides long. RefSeq lists its product as uncharacterized. The transcript has a single exon. The record is from RefSeq and is a predicted model, not a curated record. The annotation marks the transcript as partial. Lineage: Eukaryota; Fungi; Basidiomycota; Agaricomycetes; Boletales; Suillaceae.